ACGAAAUUAAGGUAAAAAUGGUUAAAGAGAAGGAGAGGAGAGGAAUUUGAAAUCGGUGUAUGAGCGAGCGUUAGGGCUUUUGAGAGGCUCGCAAAGUCCUGCAAUUCCCGUCGGUGCUGAAAGGAGGACUAUUUCCCGGCUCGAAUUAGAAGUAAAAAUGUUCAAGAACACGUUUCAAUCCGGAUUUCUGUCCAUUCUAUACAGCCUUGGGAGUAAACCUUUGCAGAUUUGGGAUAAAGAAGUUGUUGAUGGGCAUAUAAAAAGACCACAGGAUGAAGACAUACAAUCCAAUGUUCUUGAAAUAGUUGGGUCGAACAUCCAGUCCACAUACAUUACUUGCCCGGCAGACCCAUCAGCUACACUGAGUAUAAAGCUUCCAUUCCUGGUUAUGAUUGUGAAGAAUCUGAAGAAAUAUUUCACAUUUGAGAUUCAAAUUCUGGAUGACAAGAAUGUCAGGCGACGUUUUCGAGCUUCCAAUUUUCAAGCUGUAACUCGAGUGAAGCCGUAUAUCUGCACUAUGCCGCUGAGGAUGGAUGAUGGCUGGAAUCAAAUCCAGUUUAAUCUGGCUGAUUUUACCAGGAGAGCCUAUGGAACAAACUAUGUGGAGACACUGCGAGUUCAGGUUCAUGCAAAUUGCCGCCUGAGGAGGAUAUAUUUCUCUGACCGCUUGUACUCUGAAGAGGAACUUCCUCCUGAGUUUAAGUUGUACCUCCCAAUGCAGAAAGCAUGAUAUGAUGCAACAAAGGAGGGAUCGAACCCAUUGAAGCUGGAUUUUGAUACUUCUUCAGAUUGUAAUUGUGUGGAUGUGCUUGAUUUGUUUAUUUCUGGACCCUUUUUCGAACUUAUUUUGUUAAAGAACUUAUCUGCUACACAAUAUUGUAACUAAAAUUUAGAAAACUCAUGGUGCCUAAAGUACUGUUAGUGGUGAUAUGAUAUGGUAUGCUUAUUGUUC
Messenger RNA from Pyrus x bretschneideri (Chinese white pear), 952 nucleotides. Its product is annotated as cilia- and flagella-associated protein 20. The record is from RefSeq and is a predicted model, not a curated record. NCBI's taxonomy places the organism in Eukaryota, Viridiplantae, Streptophyta, Magnoliopsida, Rosales, Rosaceae. Bases 158 to 730 code for a protein of 190 amino acids. The transcript has 6 exons.